Lagopus muta (rock ptarmigan) is the source of this 2254-nucleotide messenger RNA. It is a transcript of the gene RLIG1, whose product is annotated as chromosome 1 C12orf29 homolog. Gene Ontology annotation, molecular function: RNA ligase (ATP) activity. The transcript has 7 exons. Bases 60 to 1034 code for a protein of 324 amino acids. Gene Ontology annotation, biological process: response to reactive oxygen species. NCBI's taxonomy places the organism in Eukaryota, Metazoa, Chordata, Aves, Galliformes, Phasianidae. The record is from RefSeq and is a predicted model, not a curated record.
GGUGCGGGCGCGCUUCCGGCCGGGCGCGGGGCUGGCGGCGCGAUCGGGUCGGCAGGGCCAUGAGCCGCAGGGGCGCGGUGCAGCGCAAGGUGCCGUGCUUGUUCGUGACCGAGGUGAAGGAGGAGCCGUCGGCCAAGCGGGAGCGCCAGCCGUUUAAAGUUUUGGCAACUGAAACCCUAAAUGAAAAGGCAUUAGAGGCAGAUAUAUACAAUGCAAUUCCUACUGAAAAGGUGGAUGGAACCUGCUGUUACGUAACUACCUACAAAGGGCAACCAUACCUAUGGGCCAGGCUGGACAGAAGACCCAACAAACAAGCUGAAAAAAGGUUCAAACGAUUCUUAUAUUCAGUGGAAGAUUGUAAAGAAUUUAUUUGGAAUGUUGAAGAGGAUUUCAAGCCUGUUCCAGAUACCUGGAUCCCAGCCAAGGAAAUAGAAUUCUCUAAUGGCAAUCCUUUGCCUGACGAAAAUGGACACAUGCCAGGUUGGGUGCCCGUGGAGAAAAACAGUAAGCAGUAUUGCUGGCACUCGUCUGUUGUAAAUUAUGAGGCUGAAAUGGCACUUGUAUUGAAACACCAUGCUGACCCCGGGCUUUUGGAAAUUAGACCAGUAUCCCUGUCAGAACUUCUAGAACAAACACUGGAGCUUAUUGGGACAAAUAUUAAUGCAAAUCCAUAUGGAUUGGGAAGCAAAAAGCAACCUGUGCAUCUUCUGGUACCACAUGGAGCAUUUGAAAUUAAGAAUCCACCUACUUUGAAACGAAGUGACAUAGUGUCGUGGUUUGAAGGCUGCUGUGAGGGUAAAGUUGAAGGAAUUGUUUGGCACUGCCGUGAUGGAUGUUUAAUCAAGCUCCAUCGCCAUCACCUUGGUUUAUGCUGGCCACUUGCAGAGACAUACCUGAAUUCUCAGCCUGUUGUUAUUUCUUUCAAUAGAAAUGACUAUGACUGUGAUUUUGGACCAAAGAGUUUGUUUCAUCAGUUUUCAAAACUAGACGGUCAAAGAUUUGACAGUCUCAAAGAUAUCAAGUUUGAUGAUUGAAGUUACUUUUCUAUUUUAAGUCAGUAGCUCUAUGUCCUGCAUUCCGCUUUCUUCUAUCACAGAACUCCUUUCCAAAAAGGAAUCUUCCUGCUUGAAGAGUAAGCUCUGUACUGUAUAGUUUGAAGUUUUUCUUAAAUGAUUUAUUGUAAGUGGUGACGUAUGUGACAUCCAGAACAGAAUCUAGCUUCAGGCAUGUUUAUUUUUAUUUUUGAAAAAUCCUUAACUUGUUCACCCAUUUCUGGAUCUGCUAAUGGUUAAACAGCACGUUGUCUAACUAACUGGCUGAUCCUAGCAGCUUAAUUAAUGAAUGCAAUCAACUGUGAAAGUUCCCUAGGAUGCGCUUUUCUAAAUAUAAUUACUGUGACACAACACCAUGUAGAACUCAGAUUCAGGAUCUAGUUUUUUAUCAAUGAAGAAUAGAUUUCUGGUAGCACCAGAAUUAGGUCUGAAGUGUGAUGAUUUCUUAAAAUGUUUGUAUCUUUCUUGGAUGAAAAUAUUUUAUGAUAUUAUUCAACUGAUAAGCUGCAGCAUUAUGCUAGUACCUGAAAAACUAAUCUACAUCCUAAAUCUACUUCCACUAUUUUUGUGUAAAGAUCAGAGGAAGUAAAAGGAAGCAUACUCAUUCUAUCUUGAAGAUUCUUAGUGAGAGAUUUGACUUCGUAGUACCCAUUUUAAGACUGCAUCUAUAUUUACGAAGCACAUAUUAAGUAUUUGAAAAAAGAUGGCACAAAUAAUAAAGUAAGAAUGCAUAGUGGUUUGAGUGGCCUUUUAUUUGUGCUACAAAAGUUUACAUCUAUAUGUAUAAAGUAUACAGAAUGAAAAAAUUCACAUGGUAACUGUACAUUUAUCUACAAAAAUACUGCUAGUUUGGCUGAUGUACUGCAAGAAUGUUUUCCAUUCUUUAUUCUUGAAUUUUCUAUAAUUGAGGUAAAAAUAAUUAAUGUUGUAAGAACAGAGAUGACCACAACACUGUCUACUGUUGAGAUGCAAGACAGAAUAAAUUACAGUAUUGUUGAUCUGGAAUUUACCAUAUGUAAGGUGCUUUCAGAGUUUCUGAACUUCUGGUUAGAGUUGAGAACUCAGACUUCUCCUUAAAAACAUGUAUUACUGCAAUUAGUUUUCUGAAUAAUAUUGCAGAGUAGAUGGGGGAGGUAAGACUGGUUUUUAUUUUGACUGGUGUAUGUAAAUAUUGACCACAAUACAUUGACUUAAUCAAUUGA